Messenger RNA from Drosophila willistoni, 3748 nucleotides. Its product is annotated as apoptosis-resistant E3 ubiquitin protein ligase 1. The record is from RefSeq and is a predicted model, not a curated record. Gene Ontology annotation, biological process: proteasome-mediated ubiquitin-dependent protein catabolic process; positive regulation of protein catabolic process; negative regulation of apoptotic process. Bases 16 to 2793 code for a protein of 925 amino acids. Gene Ontology annotation, molecular function: ubiquitin-protein transferase activity. The transcript has 8 exons. NCBI's taxonomy places the organism in Eukaryota, Metazoa, Arthropoda, Insecta, Diptera, Drosophilidae.
UAAUAAUAAUUUAAAAUGUGGUCACCCGAGUCGGAAAUUAAUUCCAUUGCCAUGGCCACCACCAUGCGACAUUCGCAAUCUUCAUCGUCAGGCAUCUCUUCGCUUUCAAGCUGCGGGGAUCCGGAACGUUUGCCAGAGUUACCACCCCUGGAUGAGCAACGUUUGCAACGGGCCGCUUUGCAUUUGCAGCAGAAACUUAUACUUAGGGAAUGGUUAAAGGAUCAUCGUAUGCAACAUCAUUACCAACGAUUGCUGGCAGUCGAGGUGGCCUCACUGGAGGACGUCUAUUGGUUGGAGGAUUCGCGAGCAAGUAAAAUACUUGGCAAGGAUUGGCAACUCUGGUCGACGGCACGACAAAAUCUACCCACAUCGAAGGCCCAAUUGGAUGCCCUAAAGGCCCAGCUGUGGUCAACGGUAGUGAAAUCGAGUCAGCAUCAGGACGCGUGGACAUGGGGUGGCAUGUUGGUGGUCUCUGUAUCUGUUGCCGGCCUGGUUACCCUAGCAGCCAUGACCCAACCGUCAUUGGCCCCCGAAGCACGUCAUUCGUUACUACAAUAUGUUACCGGCAAGUAUCUACUUCCGGCCAAUUGCAAAGUUCAAUGGAAUUGGAAGGAUCCGGCCCGUGUCGGAGGGACCAUGUGCUUUGUGGUCCGUUUCUUUCAACGCAAUGGCCAGCCUUAUCCCAUCUGUGAUACAGAUCAGUUCUUUGUGGAGGUCACCGAGGGUACACGCAAAGUGGUUACCAUCAGCGAGUUGGGCUCAUCCACAGAUCCGAAUAAUGCAAAUAUAGCCAAGGUCAAGUUCACAGUACGCACAGCGGGACAAUAUAAGAUUUCAGUCCUAAUUGGAGCCAGUCACAUAGCUGGCUCACCAUUCCUAAGAAAUUUUCUGCCUGGCGCCAUCGAUGCACGACGUUCGCGUUUCGUACGUCCGGCCAGUACGGUCAUCUGCUGUGCUGGAUCUCCAACAAUGAUGCACAUAGAACCCAGAGAUGAGUUCGGCAAUGCCUGUGUCUUUGAUCAAAACGAUGAGGCUUUGCAGGGCUAUCAGGUGUCCAUCUUUGAUUUACGUGGCAUUGUGGUCACAAGUCUUCAACAGGCCAUCACCUUUACCUAUGACCGUGUCAAUUCUCGUGUCUCAGUCACAGCUCUAUUUCCCGAACCCAUUUGUCUGCGAGCUGUCAUCAAUUAUAAUGAGCAACAGCUGCCCAAUGGUGACUUUGAUAUCAUUGUUCUAAGCAGUAGCGAUACAACAUUGGUGCACAAGAAUAUUGCCUCACGGAAGCACAACAUAUGCUAUGAAGCCAAAUUAUUAAGCAUUUAUGGUGCCGCCAAGAGUAAACCCCGCAAAGUUCUCUGCUAUGUGGGACCUAAGCAGAAUUCGUUGAUAUUUCAGGUAACCAUCAAGGAGAUGAUAUUGAAAUUUAUACCCAAACGUAUAGCAACAUUCCGUCUCUGCCCGUCGACCAAAUUCCAUUUUUUGCCACACUUGGUAACCCAACUCCAUGGUCCUGUCUUCAUUAUCGAUGAUGGGGCACAACCGCGCAUUGAAUUGGCCUCCAAGGAUCGUAAUAUAAUUGCGGCAACCUUUACACAUUUUCUCUUAAAGAACAUUGGCGGUUCGGAGACAUUUAAGGAUAAGCAAGAUUUCUUCUAUCAUGAGGUGCGAAAAUUCCAUGCCAGUUAUUAUCACGAGAAGAUGACACUGAAAGUGCAAAGGGAUAAGAUACUGGAGAGCAGCAUGAAGGCAGCCAAAGGAUUCUCAGUAUCCGAUUGGUGUGGCAAUUUUGAAGUUACCUUUCAAGGCGAACAGGGCAUCGAUUGGGGUGGCCUGCGACGUGAGUGGUUUGAAUUGGUAUGCAGUUCUCUGUUCGAUGCACGCGGUGGCCUUUUCUGUACAUUCCAUGACAAACAUCAGGCUUUAGUCCAUCCUAAUCCAACAAGGCCGCCACAAUUGAAAUUAAAGCAUUUCGAAUUUGCUGGCAAAAUGGUGGGCAAAUGUCUAUUUGAGAGUGCUCUGGGUGGAAGUUAUCGGCAAUUAGUCCGGGCACGUUUCAGUCGCUCUUUUCUAGCUCAACUAAUUGGACUAAGAGUGCACUAUAAGUACUUUGAGCAAGAUGAUCCCGAUUUGUAUUUAUCGAAAAUCAAAUAUAUUCUGGACACUGAUCUCGAUGCUACAGAUACUUUGGAAUUGUAUUUUGUAGAGGAAGUCUAUGAUGGUAGUGGUCAGCUAAGCAAGACCGUUGAACUUAUACCAAAUGGUGCCAAGACUCGUGUAACGAAUGCCACAAAGAAUCAAUAUUUAGAUUCUUUGGCCCAACAACGUUUAUGCAAUAGUGUCAAAGAUGAAGUAGAUAGUUUUCUAAAAGGUUUAAAUUCCAUAAUACCAGAUAAUCUACUCAGUAUAUUCGAUGAGAAUGAAUUGGAGUUACUCAUGUGCGGCACUGGAGAGUAUUCAAUCAGUGAUUUCAAGUCGCAUCAUAUAGCCAAUGGUAACUCAGCUGAAUUUCGGCGAGUUCUGGGCUGGUUUUGGGCCGGUGUCAGUAAUUUUAGUCAAACCGAAAUGGCUCGUCUAUUGCAAUUCACAACAGGCUGUUCACAAUUGCCACCAGGUGGUUUUCAGGAGCUAAAUCCGCAAUUUCAAAUCACAGCGGCACCAACAUUUGGCAAUCUGCCCACAGCUCACACUUGCUUCAAUCAACUUUGCCUGCCAGACUAUGAGAGCUAUGAGCAAUUUGAGAAAUCUUUACUUUUGGCCAUUAGUGAGGGCAGCGAAGGCUUUGGCAUGGUCUAAUGGUCGAAAUUUGUUCUCUAAGUUUACAUGUGUAGCAGCUAAAGCAAAACUGUGUUCCUUUUUGCGCUUUAUAUGUGUCAUUUUUUGUAUUAUAUAAACUACUAAUAGUUAGUUAAUAAGUCUGCGUAGUGAUUCAGUAAAUGCAAGAAUGAAAGAUGCUUUUGCCUUCUUUUUUUGUUGCAUCAAAAAAAUGUUCAAUUGUUGCUACAAAAUUAUGUCCUAGGCUUAAACCAAACCAAAGAAAAAGCAUAAAAUCCAAAGCAAUAAUAAUAAUAAUAACGAAAAACAAAAAUCUAUAUUGUUUGAAAUGAGUCAAAAAAACAAAAAAAUAUAUACAGAAAAUGAAAAUGAAUUAUAUAUCAUCAUCAAAAAGAAUGUGAUAAUUGUAUUAUAAACUAAUGCAAGUUAAUCGUAUAUAGUAAAUGAACAAAAAAUAAAAUCUUUAAAACUUAAUCUCAGACCUAAAUCCCCCUCCAACAAAAAUAGUGUAGAAAUUAAAAAUCAACCGAUAAAUUUGUAUACUAACUGUAUUUAUUGUUAGCUGUGCUGUGUAAAGAAACAACAAACAACAAAAAAAAAAUAGAAAAUGAACCCAAAAUCGAAUCUUAAAGCAUAAAAACAUUAAACACAAUACCUAAGUAGUCGAAGAACAAAUGUUUAUAUUGCAUUUCAACUAAGUAUAAAAUGAAUAUAUUGUAGGUAUACAUAACAUAUACUAGAAAAUCCCUUUGGCAUUAUAUCUCCCAUAUAAGCAAUAUUGAAUUAAGCAAAACUUAUAUAGAAAGUUUUUAAAUGUUGUUGAAAUGCAAAUUAUGAAAUCAAUGAAUCGUCUAUGGAAUUUGUAGUUGUUGAAAAUUAUAAAUGGUAUGAAACAAAAAACUUGAUUGUAAGCAUAAAUCACUAACCUGAAUCAAGUGAAAUAAUAAAUUUAAUAAUAAUAAUUAAUAGCAAUCAA